Molecule: messenger RNA, 1101 nt
Organism: Tilletiaria anomala UBC 951
Lineage: Eukaryota; Fungi; Basidiomycota; Exobasidiomycetes; Georgefischeriales; Tilletiariaceae
Product: glycoside hydrolase family 51 protein
Exons: 6
Coding region: 1-1101 (366 amino acids)
Molecular function (GO): alpha-L-arabinofuranosidase activity
Source: RefSeq, a predicted model, not a curated record
AUGGCCGGCCAGGAAUUCAAUGUCUCCUUUUCCGCCAAGACAGACAACGCACAGAGCAUCCCAUUUAACACGGGCAUCUGCACUGGUAACACUGCUCUCGGCCAGGCCUCAAUCAACGCCAAGCUGACCACCCAGUGGCAGCAGUUCACCGCCACCGUCACAGCGUCCCAGAGCGUCAACGGCGGCGCCCUCCGACCUCAGUCGACGUUUCGUGAGGAUAUUGUGCAGGCCUAUGCCGACCUCAAGCCGAAGUACAUCCUCUUACCCGGUGGCAACGACCAGCAGGACCACUACUACUGGAACAAGACGAUCGGCCCGAUCAUCACUCGCCCUGGUCGUAAGGGCGCCGACCUCCGCGCCAAGAACGGUCGCGCCCAGCCUUGGACGAUUGUCACCAAGCUUGAGAUCGGAAACGAGGACUUCAUCGGCAACGGGCCCCAGUCGUACCAGAGCCGCUUGAACACCAUUACUGGCGCUAUCAAGAAAGACAUUGUCAACCGCUUCGAGCUCAUCUCGAGUUCACAGAAUAUCACCGGCUGGACCUCUGUUGAUUUGCACGAUUACGGUCACCCGAGCUUCUUUGUGGACAAUUACCGCCGUUUCGACAACAUGACCCGCGAUGGCCAUUUUUACUACGAGGAUGAGUUUGCUGCCAUCAACUCUGGUCUCGGCGGCUCCUCGGAGAAUGGCUACACAGGCCCUCACCGCCUUGGUUCGGUCGUGUACAACCAGUGGGCACCAAACCUCAUCGGCUUCAACCCCUCUGGCGUCCUCAGGACCACAUCGUACUCGGUGCAGCAAGGAUACUCUCUAUACCCGACAUCAUAUAACCUUCUUAGCAUCCAGGCAAGCGCACAGCCGGACAGCGCUCAGACGAUGAACGUCCAGCUUAGGGACGCCAAGCUCACGACUGAUGGGUCCAACAAGUGGCAAUUCAACCCUUCGGGUAACACUAAUUUGCAGGCAGCAAACACCUUCGACACUUCCAACGCGGUGUCGGUCAGCCAGAAAGUCCUUACCUCGAGUGAGAUCGUCAGCGACACGCUGAGGCUCUCCCUUCCUGCUUACUCUUUCACCACGGUUUCUGUCCGUGGCACAUAA